AUGAUGGAAGGGAGGAGGAUAUCAGCAGCGAAUCCAAGGCCGUGUUCAGGGAGAAGGAUAUUAGCAGCGAAGAAAAGGGGUCGUUCUGAUGGAUUCUUAAACAGUGUUAAAAAGCUUCAAAGAAGAGAGAUUUCUUCUAAACCAGAUCGUUCUUUCAGUAUCACCAAUGCCCAAGAGAGAUUUCGCAAUAUGCGGUUGAUGGAAGAAUACGAUACUCAUGAUCCGAAGGGCCAUUGUUCAGUGGUACUGCCUUUUUUGAUGAAGAGAACGAAAGUUAUUGAGAUCGUGGCUGCACGAGACAUUGUAUUUGCUCUUGCACAUUCUGGUGUAUGUGCUGCUUUUAGCAGAGAGACAAAUCAGAGGAUAUGUUUUUUGAAUGUGAGUCCUGAUGAAGUCAUUCGAAGUUUGUUCUACAAUAAAAACAACGAUUCUCUCAUCACUGUUUCGGUCUAUGCAUCAGACAACUUCAGCUCCUUGAAAUGCCGAUCUACAAGAAUUGAGUACAUUCGAAGGGGUAAGCCAGAUGCAGGUUUUGCCCUUUUUGAGUCUGAGUCCUUGAAGUGGCCAGGUUUUGUAGAGUUUGAUGAUGUCAAUGGAAAGGUGCUAACAUACUCAGCACAAGAUAGUAUAUACAAGGUUUUUGACCUAAAAAACUACACGAUGCUGUACUCUAUAUCAGAUAAAGAUGUACAAGAAAUCAAGAUCAGUCCAGGCAUCAUGUUAUUGAUUUUGAAUAGAUCAAGUGGCUAUGUUCCUCUUAAGAUUUUGUCAAUAGAAGAUGGUACAAUUCUCAAAGAUUUCCAUCAUCUACUUCAUCGAAAUAAGAAGGUGGACUUCAUCGAACAAUUUAAUGAAAAGCUUCUUGUCAAGCAGGAAAAUGAGAACCUCCAGAUUCUUGAUGUUCGACAUACCGGUAUUAGGGAAGUUAGCAGAACCGAGUUCAUGACACCAUCAGCAUUUAUCUUCCUGUAUGAAAACCAGUUGUUCUUAACAUUCAGAAAUAGAACCGUUGCUGUUUGGAAUUUCCGUGGAGAGCUGGUCACUUCAUUUGAGGAUCACCUCUUAUGGCAUCCUGAUUGUAACACAAAUAAUAUAUACAUAACAAGUGACCAGGAUCUUAUCAUUUCGUACUGCAAGGCUGAAUCUGACGACCAGUGGAUGGAAGGAAAUGCUGGUUCUAUAAAUAUCAGCAAUAUCCUGACAGGAAAAUGCCUAGCUAAAAUAAAUGCCACCAAUGGCAGUCCCAAGGAUGAGAAGUGCAGCAGCAGUACUGGAAGCUCAAAGCAGAGUCGCUCUCCGAUGAGAAGUGCAGUUGCAGAGGCUUUGGAAGACAUAACUGCCCUUUUCUAUGAUGAAGAGCGCAAUGAAAUCUACACCGGUAAUAGGCAUGGUCUGGUUCAUGUGUGGUCCAACUAA
Dovyalis caffra is the source of this 1416-nucleotide messenger RNA. Lineage: Eukaryota; Viridiplantae; Streptophyta; Magnoliopsida; Malpighiales; Salicaceae. The record is from the annotation of a GenBank genome assembly.